UUAAUGAAUCAAUUAAAGUCGAAUUUAUGGUUAACGAGUAGACAAAAUAGAACCAUAGUUUUCACAUUGCCAAGGAAUUUUACUGCGCAAGGUUCGCCCCGUACGUAUCAUCAUAGUUGAAAAUGGUGAAAUUAACCGAAGAUCAGUUCGACCUCUAUACUUACAAAAAUACGGGGAAAACUAUUUCUGUGAGAUCCUUUACUUGGGAAAACGAAAACAAAAUUUCUGUUCAAGUAAUUACAUACGGAGCGACCGUGACGUCCAUCAAAGUACCAGAUAAAGCUGGCGUCGUUAAAGAAAUUGCUACAGGAUUUAAGGAUUUGGCAGGUUACCAAAAUUCUGAAAAUCCUUAUUUCGGGGCUACGGUUGGUCGAGUUGCGAACAGAAUUGGCGAUGGACAGUUUAAACUCUUUGACGAAAUUAUCCAAGUGAGCAAAAAUUUAGGAAAACAUCAAUUACAUGGUGGAUUCGUGGGUUUCGAUAAGGUUGUUUGGGAGUAUUUCGUCGAUGGGAAUAAGGUGAUCAUGAGUUAUCAUUCCUCAGAUAUGGAAGAAGGUUAUCCCGGUGACCUUGUCGUUCACACAAUUUUUGAAUUGACAGAUAACAAUGAGUUUCGCGUGGAAUUUAAAGCUACAACUACUAAACCGACUUACGUCAACCUCACCAAUCAUUCUUACUUCAACUUAGCGGGUCAUAAUACAGGAGCUAGCGAAUUAUACAAGCAUGUUGUUUGCAUCAACGCGGACCAAAUUACUGCAGUGGAUAAAGACAGUAUCCCAACAGGAACAUUACUACCAGUUGCUGACACUGUAUUUGAUUUGCAAAUUCCAAAAGUUUUGGGAAAUUUGAUCAAUAAAGUUCCUCACACUGGCGGUUUUGAUCAAAAUUUUUGCAUUACAAAAGGACCAGAGCAAGAAACCACUUUUGUUGCUAGGGUUUAUCACCCUGAAAGUGGCAGGGUUCUAGAGGUCUACAGCAACCAACCAGGCGUGCAAUUCUACACUUCGAAUUUCUUCCCAGAAAAUCCUGCUACUUAUAAAGGAGAUAAAAGCAAACUAAAGACUCUUACUGGAAAAGACGGGAAUUAUUAUAAGCACGGAGCUUUCUGUUUGGAAACACAAAAUUGGCCAGAUGCGCCUAAUCAUGAAAACUUCCCAAAGUCAAUUUUGAGGCCUGGCGAGACAUACUACCACUACGUCGCUUACAAAUUUUCAGUGAAAAAUUAAGAAUAUCAGUUUUCAGUUUUUAUUAUUGCAAUAAAUAAUAAAAUUUGUGAAUUUUCUUAAAACUACACUGGAAUUUUUGAAUAAAUGUAUUUGAGAUA
Zophobas morio is the source of this 1324-nucleotide messenger RNA. Its product is annotated as galactose mutarotase-like. The coding region runs from base 123 to 1226 and encodes 367 amino acids. The record is from RefSeq and is a predicted model, not a curated record. NCBI's taxonomy places the organism in Eukaryota, Metazoa, Arthropoda, Insecta, Coleoptera, Tenebrionidae. The transcript is spliced from 7 exons. Gene Ontology annotation, biological process: beta-D-galactose catabolic process via UDP-galactose, Leloir pathway; glucose metabolic process. Gene Ontology annotation, molecular function: aldose 1-epimerase activity; carbohydrate binding.